AUUUGCGUUUUGACCGCUUGAAAAACGGAGUCAUCAACAACAGUGAAUCAACAAGAACAAUUCUACACUGAUAAAAUAAAAACAUCAUCACACCAAUAUCAAAAUUCACCAAAAGUGAAGGGUUUUAGAAAAGGUUUAUGUCUGCAAGUUUCUUGAAUAUCAUUGGGCCCCAGUUGAAGGUCUGGAUUUCAUUUGCUGUGAUUUAUCUCUGCUGUUUCACUCAGCAGAGUUCUUGUUUCUGUUUGUCAUCAGUUUCGAUGCGUUUGAGGCCAAAAAGGACUUGUUCUGGAUUCGAGUGUUUUGGUUGUUUUCACAUACAAAGUUUUUCCAAGAUUUUAAAAUUUUGUGUUCAAAAUCGUAAUCACAAUCACAAGAGAGUCUUUUUGAUAAGAUCUGGUUAAAACCCACAUCAAGUUUUGAAUUUUUAUACAUUUUAAACUUUUUCCGGUGGUUUUUGAUAACAAAAUGUCGGUUUUUUCUAAACAAUCGCCGGAAAAUCAAGAAACCGGUUGCAACAAGAGACCCAGAAAGAGAGGAAAGGUUGUAACAACCGACCCGGAUAACCUGAUGAGAACGGUUCGGAUCUUUUGUCAUGACCCGGAUAUGACGGACUCAGAUGAUGACGAUGAGCCCAAAAGUAAAACACUUGUUAAGGAAAUCAAGAUUCCGAUGAUCAAGAUUCCGGCAACCGGAUCUUUUCAAGUUGGGUUAAAAAAUGCUGACAAAAUUUUAGCAAAAACAAAAACGGGUUUGACUAAAAAUGUUAGUCAACCACCGGGUGUGACAACCGGGUUGAAAUACCGGGGGGUCCGGCAACGGAAAUGGGGCAAAUGGGCUGCCGAGAUCCGUGACCCGUUUAUGGGUAGACGGAUCUGGCUCGGUACAUUCGAAACAGCUGAAGAUGCUUCACAAGCUUACGAAAACAAGAAACUCGAGUUUGAAGAAAUGGCCCAAUCUUUAAAGCUUCCUGUUAAUAAAAACAAAAACCGGGGUCCGGCCCGGGAAAAGCCCGCGGUUUCGGAAGAAUCGGCGGACGUGCUCGCGCACGGGUCACCGUCUUCAGUUCUCGAGAUGGAAUUGUCUUCCGGUUCUGGUUCGGGAGCGAAAAUCUUUAUCAAUGAGGAUAAAAAGAUGGAGCCGUUUAAUGAAGUGUUGUCAUUAGAUCAUUUAGAUGUUCAUUUAGACUUGUUGCCCGAAAUGGGCUUGGUUGAACCGGUUGAUGAAGCGUUGACAUUGGCGGAAAUAGGGAACGAUUUGGACCUCGGGUUGGAACUCGGUGCACCGUUUCUUGACGAUUUUGUGGCGCCGUUACAUGGUGAGUUUGGCGAUAUCGAUGAUUUGGAACUUUAUGGGCUUGAUGAAGAAUCUACUGAAUUGCCUGAUUGGGAUUUUGGAGAGUUGAACAAUGAAGAACUUGCUUGGAUCAACACAUUGAGAUUUGAUGAGUCGUUAAUGGGCUAAUAGUAUUUUUGCAGCUAGUGGUUAAUCAAAUAUUAUUUUUUAGUUAAUUCAAUUUUAAUCAGUUUAGUAGCUGAUAGUUUUUGGAGAGUGAGUUUGAUUUGAUUUUGUGGUCAUUGUAACGAACCGGAAGCAAAGAGAAUAAUGAAUCGUUUGGUUUUUUUUUUUU
This is a messenger RNA of Helianthus annuus (common sunflower), 1627 nucleotides long. Its product is annotated as ethylene-responsive transcription factor ERF118. The coding region runs from base 466 to 1461 and encodes 331 amino acids. The record is from RefSeq and is a predicted model, not a curated record. NCBI's taxonomy places the organism in Eukaryota, Viridiplantae, Streptophyta, Magnoliopsida, Asterales, Asteraceae. Gene Ontology annotation, biological process: regulation of DNA-templated transcription. The transcript is spliced from 3 exons. Gene Ontology annotation, molecular function: DNA binding; DNA-binding transcription factor activity.